CUGGAUAAACAUCAAAUAGUUCCCUGUUCUCUCUCCUCCGCCCUCGGUUCCACCUCUCCCACCCACCCCACUUUCUAAUUGGAUUUCAUUACCAUUUCCUUUCAGUUUUUCCCAGCCAGGCUCUCUGGUUGGGAGGAACAGCUUUCGCUGGAUUCUCUUCGACACUCACAAACAUCAGCAGCAGCAGCAGCUCUCAACGACUUUACUACGUCAUCUGCCGUGACACUGCGAUGACCUCACUCAGGCUGUUGCCCUUGCUGCACUCCCUCCUUCUCCUCCAAGUCCACCUCUCCAACCAGCUAGAAGACAACAAGAUCCCUCCCAGUCUGUGCACUGGUCACCCUGGUAUACCGGGCUCUCCUGGAGCUCACGGCGGUCCUGGUCAGCCGGGGAGAGACGGGAGGGACGGGAGAGAUGCUGCUCCGGGCGAGAAGGGAGAGAAGGGGGACAGGGGAGACCCAGGUGAGACAGGAGUGCGAGGCCUGACCGGGGACAGAGGUGACCCAGGAGAGAAAGGGGAGAGGGGGCAAGCAGGAGAGUGCGCAGUGGCCCCCAAAUCAGCCUUCAGUGCCAAACUAUCCGAGGGCCACGCUUUACCCCUCACUAUAGGCGAUGUAGUUCGCUUCGACAAGAUCGUGCUCAAUGAACAGGGCGACUACAACACGGAGACGGGACGCUUCACCUGCAAAGUCCCUGGAGUUUACUACUUUGCCGUCCACGCCACUGUCUACCGUGCCAGCCUCCAGUUUGACCUGAUGAAAAACGCACACACGGUGGCAUCUUACUUCCAGUUCUACGGCAACUGGCCCAAACCGGCGUCUCUGUCAGGCGGCUCCCUGCUCCACCUCGUCCCUGGUGACCAGGUGUGGGUCCAGAUGGCUCUGUCAGAGUACAACGGAUUAUACUCCAGCACCAAGACAGACAGCACCUUCACUGGCUUCCUGGUGUACUCAGACUGGAAAAACUCUGCUGUGUUUGCAUGACAUGUGCUUAUGAACAAAACAAAGUCACAUCCCACUUUGGGAAAUGAACCACAACCUGUUUUUUGUUGUUGUUGUUGUUGUUGUUGUUUUUGGCAAUUUCUGUUUUCUAAUUGAAAAGUUCUGGAUAAAGACAACUGAAUAAGAUGUGAUGUGGUACAUCUGUAUUUGUGUAAGAAGUUAAAAAAAACACACCAGACAAUGUUACUUGAAUGGCACAUACCAUACUGGUGAAGUGUGAGGUACACACACACAGUGAUGUUUAUUCAGUGUCUGUUCUUCUGUUGCAGCCUUUAAACUGCUGUGGCACUUAAUGCUUGUAACAGAUGUUGUGACAACGGCCUUCAGCCAACUCCAGGCCACAGAUUCAAACAGCUUUUAUGUUAUUAUUGCACUUUUAUUUCCCCGUCAGUUUCUGCACAGCGAACAUGAAAAAAUUAAUAAAUCAUUGUAGUUUUUAAAACA
Messenger RNA from Siniperca chuatsi (mandarin fish), 1445 nucleotides. It is a transcript of the gene c1qtnf5, whose product is annotated as C1q and TNF related 5. Bases 231 to 983 code for a protein of 250 amino acids. Gene Ontology annotation, molecular function: protein binding. The transcript has 3 exons. Lineage: Eukaryota; Metazoa; Chordata; Actinopteri; Centrarchiformes; Sinipercidae. The record is from RefSeq and is a predicted model, not a curated record.